Molecule: messenger RNA, 2763 nt
Organism: Anarrhichthys ocellatus (wolf-eel)
Lineage: Eukaryota; Metazoa; Chordata; Actinopteri; Perciformes; Anarhichadidae
Gene: bpgm
Product: 2,3-bisphosphoglycerate mutase
Exons: 3
Coding region: 122-898 (258 amino acids)
Biological process (GO): glycolytic process
Molecular function (GO): intramolecular phosphotransferase activity
Source: RefSeq, a predicted model, not a curated record
UUGUCAUUCAGCUACGUUCACGGGAACAACUGCUGUGCAUGGCCAAACAUUUACGACUGUUCCAGCUACUUUUAGGCCGGAUUUAAAACGCACACAGGGUGUCUGCUGUUGGUGCUUUUGGAUGUCCAAGUACAGACUCUUUCUGCUGAGGCAUGGGGAGGGGGCCUGGAACAAAGAGAACCGUUUCUGCAGCUGGGUCGACCAGAAGCUGAGCGAGGAUGGGGUGAAGGAGGCCCAGGACUGUGGGAGACUUCUAAAGGAGCGGGGCUACAAGUUCGACUUAGUGUUCACCUCCAUACUCAGCCGCUCCAUCCAGACAGCGUGGCUGGUGCUGGAGGCUAUGGGUCAGGAGUGGGUCCCCGUGGUCAAGUCCUGGAGACUGAACGAGCGCCACUACGGUUCCCUGAUCGGCCUGAACCGGGCCGAGAUGGCUCUGCAGCACGGAGAGGAAAAGGUGAAGUUGUGGAGAAGGAGCUAUGAUAUCGCUCCACCUCCGAUUGAUGAAUCCCACCCUUACUUCCUGGAAAUCUACAAUGACCGCAGAUACACCACCUGUGACGUGCCGAAGGAGAACCUUCCCCGAGCAGAGAGCCUGAAGGAGGUGUUGGACAGGCUGCUGCCAUACUGGGACAGCACCGUGGUGCCAGAGAUAAGGAAAGGCAGGACUGUGCUCAUUUCUGCUCAUGGAAACAGCUGCAGAGCUCUGCUGAAACACCUGGAAGGUAUAUCGGAUGAGGAUAUUGCCAGCGUGACUUUACCUACAGGGAUACCUGUGCUGCUCGAGCUGGAUGAAAACCUCAAGCCCGUGAAACCCCGACAGCUCUUGGGAGACCAGGCGAAGAUUCAGGCGGCAAUUAAAAAGGUGGAGGACCAGGGAAAAGCCAAACCGACUACUUGAACACACUGGCUGUAAGACUUAACAUAGUUCUGUUCUGGUUGCCUGUGUGCACUUUUUUUAUUAAGUCCAGAGAAAAUUCUUGAAAAGACUUGAAGAAUAAUAAUAAUAAUAAUAAUAUAUGACAUCUUACAAUAACAGCACAUUGUUAAUAAGAUUCAAAGGAAAGGUGUGUAGUAGUGGCUUCACCUGGAUACAUAACGCGUGUCAUAGGUCCGACUGGAACAGGAGGAACUACUGUAAAUGUUUCAGCGCAGUGUCGAGUUGUAUUUUGUGUAAGCGCUGAUGUUUAAGCUAACUGUUACCACUUAUGCCUGUAUGGUGACCCUAAAGUGGUUGUUUAUUCGUUUACCUAUUGACUCUACCUUGCAGUUCAAUUGUAAUGUGGUUGAAGCUGAGAAAUCUUCAAAUAUAUGAUCUCGGGAGAAAAACACUUCUCUAAAAGAUACUUUUCCGUUACAUUGAUGAGCUUUCGGAAUAUUCCCUUGCAUUUAAAACGUGUGCCUUCAGUAUUAACGUAACGCUCAAAUACAGCUACUUUUUAUGAAAGCUUCUUUUAAGGAGCAUCAAACGGGUCUCGUGGGUGAUUUACUUUUUGAGGAUAAAAGCACUCCACUAACAGAUCUUACCUCUUUAGAAAUUGAUUGCCAGGCUGUUCAUUCCAAGAACGGGGUAAGAGUGACACACAGAAAAGCUGUAAACAUGCAAAACCAUUGAACUCAUCUGCUGUCACAGUUACUCACGCUAUGUAAUAGCCCACUCGGUAAGAGUAAGCACUAGAGCUGAAGCUGUUGCACCAUGAGGUUUAUACAGCACAUUAACUGUGAAAAAAGAAAAGGUUGAGUUGAAAACACUGUGGCAAUUUGGUGAUAACUGGUUUAUGCUUUGCACUUUUGGGGAGAAUUUUUUUUUUAAACAAAUCCCCUUUCUAAUUAAAUGCAACACCUGUGAAUGGUAAAUAGCGUUACUAAAUUUAUACAUGUGCAAUUUCAUGUUGCAUAUGUUAACGUGUGAAAAUGUUACAAACUACUUUUUGAGUCUGCACAUUACGUCUUAUACCACCACUAUCUUAUGUUGCUGUGUGUGGCAUCGGCUGCUGUAUUGUCUGUUGUACUGUGUCUCUUGUUUGUAGAUGUACAGCACUGUGCAUCAUUUGUGUCUCGGGAUGUUUGGUUUUGUUUCUCUGUCACUGUCAUGUUGUACACUGGUCUGUUAGGUCAACGGGGGAGAAGAGAUGAUGCAUUUGUAGCUACUAAAGAAAAAACUGUAUUUGUAAUCUCAUGGGUUAUUUAAUGUCUUCCCUGCUGUUCACACCUUACCAUAUGAGAGCCUGCAUGAUGAAAUAAAAGGGAAUUUAACUUUUCCUUAAACAUACUUUUUUUUUUUUUUUAUUUCGGUGUUUUGUGUCAAUUUCAAGCUUCAUUUUAUGCAACACUUAAUCAUUUGAAGACAGGAAGGCGUGUCAGAUGUCACACUGAUAUAAAGUUAGUUAUACACUGUGUAAUGGAGCAACGGAAACAAACUAGACAACAAUGCUGUUUGGGAAGUACAGAUAUGCCUGCAAUUUAGAUUCCGGUCGCCUUGAGCCCACUGGAAACGAUAAACAACUGAGUCUGUUUGGCUACCACAGAGGAGUGGCUCGUCAUUUCUCAAACAUUUCUGUAAUUUGGCCAAACCAGUAAGGCUGAGCCAGGAAGGAACCCUCUAACUGGAUGGAAACGCUCUUAAAUGGACACGAUCAUGAACAUCAUAGACCCAUCUAUAUGACAGGAAUGAUGCCAUGUAUCCUGGUAGAUACUACAGUAUACUGUGUGGAUCAGGCAUCUGAAAUACAACUGACAUUUUGCAUUUCUUACCAAACAUGCAUU